UGUCACCAAAAUUAGAAGGGGACAAGAAAAGAAGACAGCAGCAAAAUCCGGAAAGAGCUGCACAACAAAGGAAGAGACUGAGAGAAUGAGCAACAGCAUCGCUGGAAUUGGAAUUGGAAAUGGAAAUCGGAAAGUGGUGUGUGUUACCGGCGCUUCUGGUUACAUAGCGUCAUGGAUAGUCAACCUCCUCCUUCAACGUGGCUACACUGUUAGGGCCACCCUUCGUGAUCCAAGUAAUCCAAAGAAGCUUGAUCACUUGCUCAAACUCCACGGCGCAAAGGAGAGGUUGCAGAUCUUUAAGGCGGACCUUCUAGAAGAUGGCUCCUUUGACUCUGCCAUUGACGGUUGCGAUGGUGUCUUUCAUACUGCUUCGCCUGUUACGCUUCGGGCUGUUAAUGACCCGCAGGCUGAAUUAAUUGAUCCAGCAGUGAAAGGAACCUUGAAUGUCCUUCAAUCCUGUGCAAAAUCACCAUCGGUGAAACGAGUAGUAUUGACAUCUUCUAUUUCUGCGGUUGUAUUUACAGAUAGGCCUUUAACUCCCGAUGUAGUGGUCGAUGAGACAUGGUUUUCAGAUGCUGAUAACUGUACGAAACUAGAGAGAUGGUAUUCACUUUCAAAGACAUUAGCAGAGGAUGCAGCCUGGAAAUUUGCAAACAAGAAUGGCAUUGACAUGGUUUCUAUUUUACCAUCAAUGGUAGCAGGACCUCUGUUACAACCAGAAGUUAAUGAAAGCGUUGAGCCAAUCCUAAGCAUAAUAAAUGGUGCACCAUUUCCAAAUAGAGUUUUUGGAUGGGUGAACGUGAAAGAUGUCGCGAUCGCCCAUAUUCAGGCAUAUGAGAUUCCUACAGCUAGUGGAAGAUAUCUUAUUGUUGAGAGAGUGGUGCACUACUCUGAACUUGCUAGGAUUUUGCAUGAUCUUUACCCGACAUUACAGAUUAAGGAUAAGUGCGAAGACGAUAAGCCAUUUGUGCCAACAUAUCAGGUUUCCAAAGAAAAGGCAGAGAGUUUGGGAAUCGAAUUCACACCUUUGGAAGUAACCCUCAAAGAGACUGUUGAAAGCUUUAGAGAAAAGAACAUUGUCAACUUUUAAAUUUCUCAGCCAUGAUAUCUCAUGAGGUAAUAAAUGUCAAUAUGGUUAAUCCAUGUUCAAUUGGUAAAUAUAAUUUUACAAACUCCGUGAUUAUAUUCUAUGAAGGAAUAAAUACUGUUUACUGUGGUUUGUAUUGACUAUUGAAUCAGAUCAGUCAAUAUUUUUUCAAGUAAUACUGUAAAAUGUAAAUGAUAUGAAGUUUUCAAGUUUGUUUAGGUGAGUAUGGGAAGAUUAUGC
Messenger RNA from Arachis stenosperma, 1327 nucleotides. RefSeq names its product phenylacetaldehyde reductase-like. The transcript has 6 exons. Gene Ontology annotation, molecular function: oxidoreductase activity, acting on the CH-OH group of donors, NAD or NADP as acceptor. Bases 86 to 1090 code for a protein of 334 amino acids. The record is from RefSeq and is a predicted model, not a curated record. Lineage: Eukaryota; Viridiplantae; Streptophyta; Magnoliopsida; Fabales; Fabaceae.